This is a messenger RNA of Gallus gallus (chicken), 1824 nucleotides long. RefSeq names its product interleukin 6 receptor (gene IL6R). The transcript has 10 exons. Lineage: Eukaryota; Metazoa; Chordata; Aves; Galliformes; Phasianidae. Gene Ontology annotation, cellular component: external side of plasma membrane; membrane. Bases 93 to 1448 code for a protein of 451 amino acids. Gene Ontology annotation, molecular function: protein binding; cytokine receptor activity. The record is from RefSeq and is a predicted model, not a curated record. Gene Ontology annotation, biological process: cytokine-mediated signaling pathway.
GGGGCCGCCCCCGCACCGCGUUCCUAACGCCGCGUUCCGCCGAUGCUCCGCUGCCGUCCGGGGGGGUUCGGAGCUCCGCUCUCCCCCCGCGGAUGGCGCGGCCCCCGGGGCUGCUCCGCGCCGCGCUGCUCCUCCUCACCGCCGCCUCCUCCGCGCCCCGACGGCGCUGCGGCCCCGUGGCGCUGCCGCAGGACACGGUGCUGGGCCGCCCCGGAGCCAACGUGACGCUGCUGUGCCGGGAACGGGAGCCGCCCAACGGCACCGUGCUGUGGUCUGGGAGGCGGAGGGCGCUGGGGGGGGGCAACGCGCUGCUGCUGGGGGGGCUGCGGCCGGAGGACGCCGGGCGGUACAGCUGCCACCUGGGGGGUCACACGCUGCGCACCGUGCGCCUGCUGGUGGAAGCACCUCACUGCCCCACAGAGCCCCCCGAGCCCCCCCACGUUUCCUGCUCCCGGCGCAGCCACGACAAAGAUGUGCUCUGCGAGUGGCGGCCGCGCGCAUCGCCGGCUCCGGGCACGCGAGCGGUGCUAUGGAUGAAGCGCAGGUUCACAAUGGAGAACGCGACGGAGCAGCGGUGCCACUUCUACUCCGCGGCGCAGAAAUUCGUCUGCCGGGUGAAGGUUCCGCCCGGCACCGACGACACCAAAGCCCUCGUGGUGUCCGUCUGCGUCAGCAGCCGCGCGGGGAGCGCCGCCGCGGAGGACCGCAUCUUCACCCUCAAUGGCAUCCUGAAGCCGGACCCCCCCCUGAACGUGACGGUGGAGGCAGUGGAGCGUUCCCCACAGCGGCUGUGCGUGCGCUGGAGUUACCCCCCCUCCUGGGACCCCCGCUUCUAUUGGCUGCGCUUCCAGGUGCGCUACCGCCCCGAGCCGGCCCCGAACUUCACCCAGGUGGACCAGGUGACGCGGACGUGGUUGGACAUCCGUGAUGCCUGGCGUGGCAUGCGGCACGUGGUGCAGGUGAGGGCACAGGAGGAGUUUGGGCACGGAGCGUGGAGCGAAUGGAGCCGGGAGGCGGUGGGCACCCCCUGGACAGAGCCCCGGGAUGUCACGGAGAUGGGGCUCUACAGCUCGCAGUUCCCUGCUGAGGAUGAUCCCUACGGCUAUGGGGCCACGCUGCCACCCGAGCUCUUUGGUGAUGACACUGCUGAUGAUGCCGGGGGAGCUGUGCUGGAGGCCGCCGUCCGCUCCCCCACGUCCCCCUACGCCCUCCUGGUGGCGGGGGGCAGUCUGCUGCUGGCCAUCAUCCUCUGCUUCGCCAUAGGGAUGAGGUACAAACAGAGGGCACGGGCACAGCGGGGGGCGAAGCUGGAGGGUGGGGGGCAGCACCCAAUGGUACCCCUUUGCCCCCCUGGUUCCCCGCUGAGUGCCACCCCCCUGCUGUCGCCCGCUGCCCCCCCCGGGCCUCUCCAUGUCACCAAUUUGGAUUAUUUCCUCUCGGGAAAGUAACUGAGGGGGGGGGGAGCAGUGCUGGCAGCUCUCCCACCCCCCCCUGGCUGAGGCCUGGCUCAGGGUGUGCCCUCCCCCCGCACCGGGGGCAUCGACAUCCCUAUGGGGAUCCAGUCUGGGGGGCCCUUACUGUGUCCCCGGGGGGGGGCAGCUCCAGGGCCACGGCCAAGCUGGAAGCACUGGAGCGUGAGAACAGGGCUGGAUUUGGUUCGGAGUGGCCACAGGGAGGGGCUGAGCCCCCCCUCAAUGCCGCGGGGGGGGGGGUUUGGAGGGUCCGGCUGGAUCGGCCCCAUCCCACUGCACCGCAGAGGGGAUUUGGUUGUGCUGGGGGGGUCCGUUUGGGACGCCCCUCCCAAUAAAGGCGGUGUGAUUUUAA